UGCUUGUGUUCCUCACUCCUGUCUUAAUUUUUCGUCCUUCCACCAAGAACCUGCUAGAUUUCACCUCCCGUACAGCGAAUAAACAUAAAGCGUUGUGAGACAGUAGACUGGUGGACUGCUGCAUCGUCUCGAUUCUCCAUACGUCUCUCUCGCUCGCAGAACCGUUUGACAGGUCAGAUCCAGUCGGAACCGGAUACUGUUGCUUCUCCGUUCCACCAGCUGCUUUGUGUGCUGUGAAGUAAAAGGAAGGUGAAAGGCAGGCAGUGUGCUGUCUCUCUCUCUCUCUCUCUCUCUUGCUCUUCAUCUCUGCCUUAGUGAGUACUACACAUGGCUUCCUCACUCCUGACCCGGCAGCUGGCCGUCUCCCUUCAGCAAAACUUGCGUCUCGCCGUUCCAGGUUCCAGUUAUGUAAGCAAAACUGCCACAAAAACUGUUUCAGAGUUUGAAUAUGACACCCCAUCCAUGAAGACCGCUGUGCCAGGUCCAAGGUCCCAGGAGCUGAUGAGACAACUUGGAGAGAUUCAGAAUGUUGGAGCGAUUCAUUUUUUUUGCAACUAUGAGGAAAGCAGGGGGAACUACCUGGUGGACGUGGACGGUAACCGAAUGCUAGACGUGUACACACAAAUCUCCUCCAUCCCCAUUGGUUACAAUCAUCCAGCCUUAAUGAAAGUGAUGACCAAUCCAAAUAAUGUGAGUGCAUUUGUCAACCGGCCGGCACUUGGUAUUCUGCCACCUGAGAACUUUCCAGACAAACUGGUCGAGAGCCUGCUGACGAUUGCCCCCAGCGGAAUGACGAGAGUACAAACCAUGGCCUGUGGUUCCUGCUCCAAUGAGAAUGCUUUCAAGAGCAUGUUUAUCUGCUACAGAAAUAAGGAGAGAGGAGACACCAACCCAUCUGCGGAGGAAAUCGACUCGUGCAUGAUCAACCAGAGUCCUGGAUGCCCAGAUUUGAGCAUCUUGUCUUUUAUGGGAGCUUUCCAUGGGAGAACUCUGGGUUGCCUGGCCACAACACAUUCCAAAGCCAUUCACAAGUUGGAUAUACCGGCAUUUGACUGGCCUAUCGCACCCUUCCCUAAGCUCCAGUAUCCUUUGGAGGAGUUUGCACGGGAGAACGCUCAGGAAGAGGCCCGCUGCCUGGAGGAGGUUGAGGAUCUCAUCGUGAAGUGGAGGCAGAAGGGUAAACCAGUUGCUGGCAUUGUUAUCGAGCCCAUCCAGGCAGAGGGAGGGGACAACCACGCCUCACCUGACUUCUUCAUCAAGUUGCGAAAUAUUGCACGCAAGCAUGGCUGUGCUUUCCACGUGGAUGAGGUGCAGACAGGUGGAGGAGCAACAGGCAAGUUCUGGGCCCAUGAGCAUUGGGGUCUGGACGACCCUGCUGAUGUUGUUUCCUUCAGCAAGAAGAUGCUGACAGGAGGAUACUACCACAAGGAUGAACUGCAAGCAGACAAACCCUACAGAAUCUUCAACACCUGGAUGGGAGACCCCUCAAAGAAUCUGUUCUUAUCAGAGGUGCUUAACGUGAUCAGAAGAGAGAACCUUCUGGAGGAGGUGACGCGCUCAGGGAAGGCUCUUUUGCAGGGCCUUUAUGCACUGCAGACCCAGUACCCUCAUAUCCUGAGUAGAGCCCGUGGCCAGGGUACAUUCUGUGCCAUAGACGCCUGCGAUGAUGCCACGCGCAACAGUAUCAUGAUGAAGGCCAGGAACAAAGGUGCGUUUUUGGGUUCCUGUGGCGAAAAGUCCAUCCGUUUCCGUCCCUCUCUGGUCUUCAAGGAGUACCAUGUCCAUCAGCUCCUGAACAUCCUGAAUGACGUUCUGACUGAGCAUAAAUAGAGUUCUGGCUGCCAGGUCGGCCUUGAUUAUGAAACGUAUAGGGUCCAAUCCCACUCGGUUUAUACCAGCCUGUCACAAUUAAUUGAUCACCGUCUCUCUCUCUUUCCGUCCAGUCUCAUCCUGUCAUUUCUAAUUAGGAAGGAUAAAAAUCUGUUUUCUAUCUCUUUUUAUUUAGCUGAUCUUGUCUUCUUCUUUUUUUUCUUUUUUUUUACCAUGGGUGGACAGAUUGAAGAUCUGAAGCAGUAUACAGGAAUUAUCCCAGUAGUAAUGCCUCCAAUUCAGGGUCAUUCACUCAAAUUAUAAAUUAAAGUAAAUCUCUCUUGCUAAUGUCGCAACUUAGUUUGUGAACUGUGGGGUCAUUCAGGACCAGAAAGUCCUUCCAUUGAAAGUUAGUUAAAUAAAGCAAUAUAGAGACCUCA
Molecule: messenger RNA, 2249 nt
Organism: Rhinichthys klamathensis goyatoka
Lineage: Eukaryota; Metazoa; Chordata; Actinopteri; Cypriniformes; Leuciscidae
Gene: abat
Product: 4-aminobutyrate aminotransferase
Exons: 17
Coding region: 328-1830 (500 amino acids)
Biological process (GO): GABA catabolic process
Cellular component (GO): mitochondrion
Molecular function (GO): pyridoxal phosphate binding
Source: RefSeq, a predicted model, not a curated record